Messenger RNA from Penaeus chinensis, 2016 nucleotides. RefSeq lists its product as uncharacterized. Lineage: Eukaryota; Metazoa; Arthropoda; Malacostraca; Decapoda; Penaeidae. The record is from RefSeq and is a predicted model, not a curated record. Gene Ontology annotation, cellular component: extracellular region. Gene Ontology annotation, molecular function: chitin binding. Bases 1 to 783 code for a protein of 260 amino acids. The transcript has 6 exons.
AUGGCGAAAACUAAGACCACGCUCUCACGGACGCCAAGAAGGAGGGCGCAGGAUAAGUCACAAUCUUUCGGGCGCAGGAUAUAUAUAAGGGCCACGCCUCUGCUCCGCCGAUAUAGUCUUGUGACGCCCGUGGUCGAAGGUACAUCUCAAGGAACAGCUGCUCUUGUACUCUUGUGUUUCUCGUGCCUGUCACUCUACACGCAAACAGAUUCAAAUAUGCUUCGACUAACAGCCGUGCUCCUGUUGGCAACGCUGUCAGCGGCGGCGCCCCGGGACGAUAGAAGGGUCGUCGGCAACAGGUGGCUGCAGGCGCGUCCUCAGGGAAGCGAACUGCUCGUCGACGCGCAAAUCGGGAGCGUCCUGAGGCACGCGCCCCAGGGAGCCCGCCUCCUCGCCGUCAGCCCGCCUCUGCCGACCAUCAUCGACAGGCUGCCCGACAAUGCGACGCUCAUCAGGCCGAAUCUCGUGGACACUUUCCGAUGCACUGAUAGGAAAUAUGGCUAUUAUGGUGAUGUCGACAAUGGCUGCCAGGUAUUCCACGUGUGCCUGCCCCUCCACCAGCUGUACCCGGCCAACUUCACCGCCCCAGUCACGUACCAGUUUUCCUUCAUCUGUCCCGAACAAACCGUCUUCACACAGGACGCCAUGGUGUGCGCCUGGGCGAGCGAGGCGCUGCCCUGCGAAGCCACGCCCGAACUCUACUGGAUGAAUGACAACUUCUUCAGGGAGGUGCCCAAGGAAAAUGGCGGUGUCCGUUACGCUCAGCUCAACGAAAAGCCCUAGUUGAUUUUACUUUUCUAAUGCCCUGUUACUUCUCGUAUGAUUGUUUGUGUUUUUAUCUUUGCUUUCUCACUGUGAUAGGAUGAUGUGUACACACGGUUACAUUUUUUAUGAGGUUAUGUGGUGUGAUGAUCCAUAAGUAUUAUUAGAUCUGAAUGUUUUUUUUUUUUCUCUCUUGCUCAUGUAAUUAUAUUUUUCAAAUAUUAUUUGCAAAGCAAAGAUUUAACACCAACAACUUCAUUUCGCCUCAAUCUGGCUGUGCGACGACCGGUCAGACGAGGUCAUGACCAAAGUCAGGGAUACGAACAGUCUCUUCGCCCCGAUCUUUUUCAGUGGUUCCUGUCGUUUCAUUCUUCUCCUCGGAUGUUCGUUACGACAGUUAAAGGUUAUAGUGCUGACACGUACAAAAACGCCAAUGGGCAUUAAUAGCAAUAAUUUGGCUGAGAAGACAACGCCAGAUAUGUCAGCCGUCGUCACGUCGACCAUGUACCUGGAGUUUCCCGUUGUUGUUAUGGCGCGACCUAAUGCAUGUUCCAUUUGCCUCUUUUAUGUUUCUUUAUCUUCGUUUUGUUUCGCUCUUGAUGAAUAAAAAUCUCCAAACUGUUGCAUGUUGCUGUUGCUUUGUAACACUGGAAGGCCCUAUGCCAUGAGCUUUUUAAAAGUCCCUUUGAAACCGAGGUGUUACGAAGUUGAUCUUGACCUUGACUGGCCCGAAGGUGUCCAGACUUCACCUGAGUGGUCAAGGGCGAAGUUCCCUAGUUCAAGAUUAUUAUUCUCCCUUUCUCUCCCCCUUCUUUAUGUUAUUUGCAUGUCUUUCUCCUGUUACCGAUGGUUACUCUUUAGGCAUCACCACCUUAGCUUCCUCUGUAUUUAUUUUGUAUUGUUAUAAUUUUUGCUAUUAUCAUUGUUAUUAUUAUUACUCCUAUGAAUAUUGUUAUUUUUAUUAUCCUUAUGAUCAUUGUAAUUAUUAUUGUUAUCAUUAUUAUCAUUAUCAUUAUUAUAUGAUUAUUGUUAUUAUUAUUAUGAUUAUUGUUAUUAUUAUUAUUAUUAUUGUUAUGGUUAUGAUUAUCAUCAUUAUUAUCUUUUGUGCUUUUACUCAUGUAAACACACGAAUGUAUUUACGCGCGGCUUUCCCAGAGCUGGCAACACUACAAGAAGGGUUUCUUGCCGACUUGGUACCUCUGAACCCGGCACGUGUUCUAACGAGCUGUGGCUGCUAAUAAACUAAUAAUUGUU